AUGCGAAAUGAUCAAGUGAAGUGGAAAUACAUUCUGAAUGUGAGUGGACAGGAACUGCCGUUGAGAACGAAUUGGGAGUUGGUUGCUGCAUUGAAGGCGAUAAACGGUUGGAAUGUCGUUGAGAACUUGGGGUACAAGGAUUAUCGUGCUAGAUGGCCUGAUCGGAAUUUCAGCUUUCCUAUACAUUGGAGCAAAGGCAGCUUCUACAUGGCACUCAGUCGACGUUUUGUCAAUUUCUACCAAACAGAUUCCACAGCUCCUGAAAUACUCAGUGCAAUGAAGACUGAAAGACAUUUGAGAAAACAUCCAGAUGAACUUUAUUUCCCAACGUUGAUGUACAAACCUUUAUUUGGCGCUCCUGGAGCCUGUAAAGAAUUCUAUCUCUCCAGUCAAUCAGAUCCACGGGCCCAAUAUAUAGGAAAAUAUGUGAGAAGGGGUUAUAAACAUUGUAUCUCGGGUAAGAGCUUUAAUGGUAUGUGUCUAAUUGGCUUAUACCUUUCUCAAUUUAUACCAACUCGAAUGGAAUUCUUCGCCAAUAAAUUUCGAGAAGAAUUUCAACCGAUCGCCUACGACUGUACAGAGCAUUAUGUGAUGCAGAAGAUUUUGAGAGAGAUGAGAACGAAACAACUGGAUCCAAAUUUCAAUGUGACGUUUUAUUCACAACUUUAUUGUUCACAGUACCAUUUCAAUUGA
Messenger RNA from Trichobilharzia szidati, 693 nucleotides. Lineage: Eukaryota; Metazoa; Platyhelminthes; Trematoda; Strigeidida; Schistosomatidae. The record is from the annotation of a GenBank genome assembly.